Molecule: messenger RNA, 708 nt
Organism: Aspergillus tanneri
Lineage: Eukaryota; Fungi; Ascomycota; Eurotiomycetes; Eurotiales; Aspergillaceae
Product: DJ-1/PfpI family protein
Exons: 1
Coding region: 1-708 (235 amino acids)
Source: RefSeq, a predicted model, not a curated record
AUGGCACCCAUCCACUUCGGCUGCCUGCUAUUCGACUAUCAAGCAAUUGAUGUCAUAGGGCCAUGCGACUUGCUUAACUCUGCCACCAAACAUCUCAUGACUGCAAUGAAUUUCUUUAGUCCAGUCGACGAGGAAACCAUUGCACGAGCACCCGAGUUCGUGUUUCACCAUGUCGGGGAAACCCUGGAGCCGGUCGCUCUACUUACAAGUGCUGUAACGCUUAUGCCGACCACCACGGUCGAUGACUGUCCAGAGCUGGACUGUCUCUUGGUUGGCGGGCCCAACCCGGCCAAGUUUAAAGUACCGCUGAAGUAUAUCGAGUUCAUUCGCCGUCAUGUUGCUGCCGGAAAACUACUUUUCGCAACCUGCACUGGGGCCGCAGUCGUUGCGGCCACUGGAGUUCUGGAUGGGAAAAUGGCUACAGUCAAUAACCUAGAGUAUGAUUGGGUCACAAAACAGUAUCCCAAAGUCAAAUGGACAAAGGAUAAGAAGUGGAUUGUUGCUGGAAAUAUCUGGACAGGUAGUGGGGCGGUUGCUGGAAUGGAUAUGUUCGCCCACUGGCUGGAAGAGAAUUUUGGUUUGGACGUUCUCAUACAAGCAUCAAGGGCGCUGGACUAUGAACCCCGUGACAGUGAUGGACUAUUCAAUGUGCUGCCACAACGGUAUGACUCGACAGGGAAGGAAAUCUCCACGCACGUAUUUCCAUAA